AUGUCCUCCUCACCAACAUUCACAACCCCCCUCAACCCGCGCCUCGCAGCAGCCGCCGGCGCAGAAGACGACGACCCCCUCUUUUCCUCCGCCCUCGACACCGUAACGCCCAACCGCCGCGCCCUCAGCCUUGACCCCCCUUCCAGCCGCGCCUCCCUCCUCCCACGCACGCCCUCCAACAACAGCAACCCGCUGCGCUCCUCCCUACGCAGCUCAGCCGGCGGCUAUCGCGGCCUCUCCGCCUCGGGCCGCCGCUCCCUCGCCGCGACGCCCCACGCCCGCGCAGCCUACCGCACAAUCGACCAGCGCCGCGCCGCCGCGCUGACACCCGGCGGGAACAAACGCCGCGAGAGCUUCCGGCCGCGGAGGGAGUCGCUGCACGAUGUCCUGCGCGGGUUGAGCCGCGUGGUGAAGCACACCACGCAGCCCAUCUCGUCGUCCUCGUCACCCAGCGACAUCGGAUCGAGAGCAGCAGGGCCGAGCGCGAGUCUGCCAAUACGGACGGUGAAUCGGAGGGGCACGGUGUACGAUGACGACGACGACGAUGACGAGCUUCCGAUCGAUAGGCCGCGGUUGUCGUUACCGCUCGAUGUUGAGGACGACGACGAGGACGAGCUUGUUGCGCCUGAGUUGUCGCAGAUUGAUGAGAAUGCGACGAUUGAGUUCCCGCGGCGGGCGUAUGUGGAUCAGCCGUCGCGCAUGUCGAUGGGAAGCGCAAGGUUGAGCGAAUUUAGGAACUACGGGGAUCUCGACGACGACGAUGAUAAUCGCGGGGAAGGGUUCUUUCCUGCGUUUGAGGUUGGGGCGUUAGAUGAGGAGGGGAGGGAGCCGGAGGAUACUUUGGACAGGGUCGAGGAGGAAGACUUGAGGCGGCAGACUUUGGCUUCGGCGCGGGAUAGCGAUUUCGGGUUCGAGGUGCCCGUUGACGCGGAUAACCAGACGACGUUCAUGAUGGCGGUGGACGGGCAGAGCUCACCGGCACGACCGCUGCCCGAGAUCACAGACGAACAGCCGUCGCUCAACAUUGCGCCGGUAGACGACGAGCCAGCGGCCCCGCUGGACGAGGACCUGGGUUUCGGAAACUCGUACUACGACAUGCGCAGCUCGACGCCCAUCGAGCCCACCGAAGCGACGCAAGGAGAUUUGGACGGUCGGAUAGAGGUGAGCGCUGCGCAGCUGGAGCAGGAGCAAGGACAGAGGCCGCGCAAGACGAAGCGCGGCGUGAAGCUGUCAAAGUACAACGUGGAGUAUCCGUCGCUGCCGCCCGCGGUGGUGAAGCGGCUGGCCAACACGUUUGCCAAGUCGAGCGGCAUCAGCAAGACCAAGAUUAGCCCGGACACGCUGGUUGAGAUCCAGAGGGCGUCAGACUGGUUUUUUGAGCAAUUGGGCGACGAUUUGUCUGCGUAUGCGAAGCAUGCCAAGCGCAAGACUAUUGAUGAGAGUGAUAUGCUCACUCUCAUGCGAAGGUAUGUCUUCUUUUUUAUGAGCCUUUCCCUAUUCGAACUUUGCGUGCUCCAAUUCAGGGGUAUCGACAGUCUUUUGAGAGGAAGGGGGUUUCCCUUUUUAUAUCCACAAGCCUUUUGUUCUUUUGGUACAAAUACAAUGAUGUCUAAUAUCCUUACAGACAACGCCAGACCAGUUCGACGACGACCCCCUUUUCAUUGGCACACAAACACCUGCCCCGAGAGCUGUUGCAGGAGUUGA
Molecule: messenger RNA, 1704 nt
Organism: Colletotrichum acutatum
Lineage: Eukaryota; Fungi; Ascomycota; Sordariomycetes; Glomerellales; Glomerellaceae
Product: centromere kinetochore component CENP-T-domain-containing protein
Exons: 2
Coding region: 1-1704 (567 amino acids)
Biological process (GO): replication fork processing; resolution of meiotic recombination intermediates
Cellular component (GO): FANCM-MHF complex
Molecular function (GO): chromatin binding; protein heterodimerization activity
Source: RefSeq, a predicted model, not a curated record